AGGGAAGACGAGGGGAACGAGGAGUGGAAGGAGCUGCAGGACCACCUGGAGAACCAGGCCCACCUGGAGAGCCUGGGCCUAGAGGUUUUCCAGGAGAGCAAGGACCAGUGGGAGAUCAAGGAGACGUAGGUGAUCAAGGACUUCGGGGUAUGAGAGGGCAGGAUGGGGGAAGGUAA
Cercopithifilaria johnstoni is the source of this 176-nucleotide messenger RNA. Lineage: Eukaryota; Metazoa; Nematoda; Chromadorea; Rhabditida; Onchocercidae. The record is from the annotation of a GenBank genome assembly.